AUGCUCACCAACCAUCCCCCAAAUUCGCCUCUUAACCAACCACAGUCACUCCUUUAUCAUUUUCCCCUAUUUACACCAUCUUCUCCUGCUCCCUCAGCAGUGAUAAGGCGAUUUCUCACGCAUUUUUGGAGCGGACCUCUCGCAUUUCAAGGGCUGGAUUUCCCUCAUUCCUGGCUUUCCAAUGAGCCCUCAUUUGUCCGAUUUGGCCCAGUAGUUGUGGAGAUAUGGAGGUUUUGUGUUUUGGAGAGGUUGUGGAGUAGAAUGCUUAUCCUGGGAGAUCUAGAGCGUGUCCCCUCUCGCUUUUUUGGCCAUACAGCAUCCCUCAGUGGCUCUUGCCAUCGCGCCAUUCAUCCCAUUGAUCAGACCAGUCCUUGGGUCUCAACUGCCUACCCCCUCCUCAUACCCCCUACGCACUUUUGCCUCUCUCACCAGUCAUCCCUCUAUCGGAUCCCUAUCAUCCCUAUACUCAUUCUGGAGCUCUUUGCCAGGGCUAUCCAUCCAUCCCCAUUGCGUCCCUGA
Messenger RNA from Suillus subalutaceus, 519 nucleotides. RefSeq lists its product as uncharacterized. The coding region runs from base 1 to 519 and encodes 172 amino acids. The record is from RefSeq and is a predicted model, not a curated record. NCBI's taxonomy places the organism in Eukaryota, Fungi, Basidiomycota, Agaricomycetes, Boletales, Suillaceae. The transcript has a single exon.